Schizophyllum commune H4-8 is the source of this 276-nucleotide messenger RNA. RefSeq lists its product as uncharacterized. Bases 1 to 183 code for a protein of 60 amino acids. NCBI's taxonomy places the organism in Eukaryota, Fungi, Basidiomycota, Agaricomycetes, Agaricales, Schizophyllaceae. The transcript is spliced from 2 exons. The record is from RefSeq and is a predicted model, not a curated record.
AUGGCUGCCCUAGAGUUGCCGUGUAAACAAGUACAAAUCUUUUUCCGGGUAUUACUCGAAAAGAGCUCCGCGAGUUCUGGCGCGCGCAGCGCGCGCCUCUCUUCGCGGAUCUCUCUGAAACUUUGCAAGAGCACUCCAUACUCUCCUAUGCACACGCAUACCAAUUUUCGUGAGAAAAUUUGAACGUCGCGUUACCGUGCAGCGUCGGCCUCUCUUUGAGCAUCAACGACGAGCAGAGCUCUCCUUCUUGAGCGAUUUUGUGACUUAAGGACAGCG